Molecule: messenger RNA, 1779 nt
Organism: Pisolithus orientalis
Lineage: Eukaryota; Fungi; Basidiomycota; Agaricomycetes; Boletales; Pisolithaceae
Product: AGC/NDR protein kinase
Exons: 5
Coding region: 68-1693 (541 amino acids)
Biological process (GO): intracellular signal transduction; peptidyl-serine phosphorylation
Cellular component (GO): spindle pole body
Molecular function (GO): protein serine/threonine kinase activity; ATP binding
Source: RefSeq, a predicted model, not a curated record
CUUGGAAACCAUGCGCUGCACCUCCAUUCCCUGUAGAUCCCAAUAGAUAUACCACGGGAUCUUGGAGAUGGCAAAGAAAAUCGCGACAUCGCACUAUCAAGACAUCCAUAUGGAUACCGCCAAAGGAAUAACGAUGGGGCUUCGAGACAUUCAUAUGGGAACAGCCAGAGGAGAUCAAUGGAACGACGAUAUCAACAUGGACACCACCAAACAGGCCACGACUGUGAAAGCCACGGGGCUAAAGCUAUGGGAGAGGGAGCUUCUAGAAAGCUCGGAAGUCAAGCGAAAGGCAACGGUGGCUCAGCUUUAUUUUUUGGAUUACUACUUUCAAUGUUUGGGUUAUCUUGCGGCAAGGAAGGAGAGACGAGCAAGAUUCGAUGCGGAUACGUCCAAACGUCAGCCGACAGCCUCAGAGUUCGCUGCAGAGUUCAAGUCUUACUGUGGACGUGAACGUGUGUUACUACGGAAGCGUCGCGCAAAACUCAGGGUCGAACAAUUUCACAUCAUAGCGCAAGUCGGACAGGGUGGAUAUGGCGAAGUGUUUUUGGCUAGAAAGCAGGAAACCGGGGAAGUAUGCGCUCUAAAGAAGAUGCGGAAGCGGACGUUGUCCAAGAUGGAUGAAGUGAGACAUGUUUUGGUAGAACGGGACAUAUUGACGGCAACCAAGACGCCUUGGCUCGUUCGCCUGCUCUACGCCUUUCAGGACUCUGAAAACGUAUACCUCGCGAUGGAAUAUGUCCCUGGUGGUGAUUUUAGAACUCUUCUCAACAACUCUGGAGUCUUGAAGGAGGAACACGCUCGAUUUUACAUAAGUGAAAUGUUUGUUGCUGUGAACGAGCUUCAUAAAUUAGGUUACAUCCAUCGCGAUUUGAAGCCCGAGAACUUCCUGGUGGAUGGCACCGGUCACGUCAAGUUGACUGACUUCGGCUUGGCUACGGGUGCUCUGAACCCAAAGCGAAUCGAAUCUCUGAAAAUAAAACUGGACAAAGUCAAGGACAAUCAAGUCGUAUAUCGAUCCACGCUUGAGAGGCGAUCGAUAUACCGUUCUAUCAGGCGCGAAGAUCCCCGUUAUGCGGAUUCCAUCGUGGGGUCUCCCGAUUAUAUGGCACCUGAAGUUCUACGCGGCAAGCCAUACACUUACUCCGUGGAUUAUUGGUCUUUGGGAUGCAUCUUUUUCGAGUUCCUUGCUGGAUUCCCUCCGUUUAGCGGAAGCACACCUGAAGAAACCUGGACUAACCUUAAAAACUGGACGAAGGUGCUGCGAAGACCAGAAUACGACAAACCCGAGGACCUCAUUUUCAACUUGACGGACAUUGCUUGGGAUGCCGUAACAAGGCUUAUUUCGCACUCAAGCGUCCGCUACUCGUCGCUGACGCAGGUAGCUGGACAUCCGUUUUUUGAUGGCGUCAAGUGGGAGGACCUACGUUCUACUCGUGCUCCGUUCGUUCCGGCAUUAGACUCGGAGAUCGACACAGGUUAUUAUGACGAUUUCACGUCCCCAGAAGAUAUGGCAAAGUAUGCUGAGGUGCAGGAGAAACAGAAGAAUGUGGAGAAGGUUCGAGAGAAGGAUGAGCCGACCUCCAGAGGAGUGUGGGUGGGUUUCACGUUCGGUAAGAAUGGCCCGAGUAACAGGUUUCUGGCGGCCAUGGAUGACACGGGUCGUGAGGACGGUGCUCUAGCAACGAUAUUUUAACUGAUGUAGUGCUACCAUUUGUGCUGUGGUUACUCAUGGGGAAUUACAUAAGCCUCUGGAAAGGAAAGUUUCAAACUCCGUCGAGC